Molecule: messenger RNA, 550 nt
Organism: Symbiodinium pilosum
Lineage: Eukaryota; Dinophyceae; Suessiales; Symbiodiniaceae
Source: the annotation of a GenBank genome assembly
GCAGCUUUCUGCUGGAGUCGCUGCCGACCGCGCGCUAGCAAGUCGACUUGAGCAAGAGGUCGGACCACUCGCAACUCGAGUACAGCAAGCGCAGCAGGACCUAACGCUUUCGCGGAUGCAGGCCAAUGAAGCCUUCGAGGUUCAGAAGCGCAUGACGGAUCUGGAGCGAUCCUUAGAGGGGCAGAUCCAUGCUGCCAAAGAGCAGCUUCUGCGACUUAGUGAGGAGCGGCGACGACUGACUGAGCUUUUCUGCAGCGGCUCAGUUGACAAGGAUCGCAUCGCCGAGUCCCGACAACUGCUUCAGCAGGUCUAUGACGAGGAGGCGAGAGCCCUCGAGGAGACUCGCGAGUCCAACAUCGUCUUGGAGGAGUCGUGCGCAGGCUUACUGCAGCAGCUCAGCUUCUACAAGUCGGAGCGAUCCUCUUUGACACAGGAGGUGGCAGAUGAAGAGACGGCACAGGAAGAACAUGAGAAGGCCUUUGGGCAGCCUGUCUUGCCUUUGGCGUCUCUUCCCGGCCUACCAGACCCCCGGAGACGCCUCGGGGUCUGA